GAAACCGUCACUCUGGGUGUUGGAGAGCAGGUGGAGACAUCCCUUUAGGGCGUCUUCCGAGGUGGGGGAUGGACCUGUCGUUUCCCGUUGAUUGGGCCGAGGGGGCGGGGGCUUUGGCGUAGACCUCACGCCCCUCCCACCUCCCAAAUUCGACUUUCUCAGGACUCUGCCCACUCCCACGAGACACGUUGAGGAAGAGGAAGGUAUGGCCUCCGGGCUUCCGACGGCCUGGUUCCGUGUGAGUAGAGGCUUCUCCGAACCAGUGAUCUUUGAAGAUGUGACCCUGGGUUUUACCCCGGAUGAGUGGGGAAUGCUGGACCUUGAACAGAAGUCCCUGUACAGGGAGGUGAUGCUGGAGAACUACAGGAACCUGGUCUCAGUGGAACAUCAGCUUUCCAAGCCAGAUGUGGUAUCUCAGUUAGAGGAGGAGGAAGAGCUCUGGUCGGUGGAGAGAGGAGUUCCUCAAGACACCUUUUCAGAGUGUCCUGAGGCUCAGUUGGACCCUCAAUUUGAUCCUUUUCCUGCUGGGAAUCCCCUGAUGAAGAUCGAGGUUGUUGAAGUCCUCACACUGAACCAGGAGGUGGCUCUUCCCCGAAAUGCACAGAUCCGGGCCCUCUAUGCUGAAGAUGAGGGCCUGAGCCCAGACAUCCUCAGGGAGCCCACGCAACAUCUGGAUAAGCUUCCAACUGACCCUGAGACCGCUCGCCAGAGGUUCCGGGGGUUCCGCUUUGAGGAGGUUGCAGGGCCCCGAGAAGCCCUGGCCCAGCUGCGUGAGCUGUGCCGGCAGUGGCUGCAGCCCGAGGCACACUCCAGGGAGCAGAUGCUGGAGCUGCUGGUGCUGGAGCAGUUCCUGGGCGCGCUGCCCGGGCAGCUCCGGACAUGGGUGGAGUCUCAGCACCCGGUGGACUGCCAGGAGGCAGUAGCCCUGGUGGAGGAUGUGACCUGGAUCUCUGAGGAGGAAGCACUGCCCACCCAGGGCCCCACCAGCUCUCUCCAGACCGCAGCUCAGCAGCAGGAGGACAUGGCCACCAGGCCGGCCAAGGCACUGCCUGAGGAACCGGUGACCUUCCUGGAUGUGGCUGUGGACUUCAGCAGGGAGGAGUGGGGGCUGCUGGACCCAACACAGAGGACUGAGUACCACGAUGUGAUGCUGGAGACCUUUGGACACCUGGUCUCUGUGGGGUGGGAGACUACCCUGGAAAGUAAACAGUUAACUCCAAAGCCCAGUGUUCCCGAGGAAGAAGCAGCCUGCCACCUGAAAGUGGAGGAAUUCUCAAGGGAUGACGCCCAGCCCUCUACCUCAGGUGACACCUUGCAGGCUGGGGCUCUGGAAGUCAUGGACACAGCAUUGAAACCAGUGCCACUCACUCAGGAAAAUACCCUCCCUCAGAAGCUGCCCGGUGAAAGCUCCAAACCCCAGGCAAGCACAGGUUCCAGCACAAGCCACAUCUCCCUUCAGAAGAGUAUUCCUAGAAGACGCUUGCGCAAGCGUGACCUCAGGGUCAAAAAGGUGACACACAACCCCUGUGCAAAACCUCAUCAGAAGAGCUGCAGCGGGGGAAAGGCCCAGGAGAAUGGUGGCUGUGGAAGGACUGCCCCCUGGAGCGCUCAGCAGAUCACAUUCACGCGAAUUCACAAAGGGAGUCAGGUGUGCCGCUGCAGCGAAUGCGGGAAAACGUUCCGGAACCCCAGGUACUUCUCCGUGCAUAAAAAGAUCCACACGGGAGAGAAGCCCUACGUGUGUCGGGACUGCGGGAAAGCAUUCGUUCAGAGCUCCUCCCUCACGCAGCAUCAGAGGGUUCACACUGGAGAGAGACCCUUUGAGUGUCACGAGUGUGGGAGGACUUUCAACGACCGCUCGGCCAUCUCCCAGCACCUGCGAACUCACACUGGGGCCAAGCCCUACCCGUGUCAGGACUGCGGAAAAGCCUUCCGCCAGAGCUCCCAUCUCAUCAGGCAUCAGAGGACUCACACUGGCGAGCGCCCCUACACCUGUGACAAGUGCGGAAAGGCCUUCACCCAGAGCUCCCACCUGAUAGGGCAUCAGAAAACGCACAGCGGGACUGGAAAGAAGCCCUAUGCAUGUAAUCAGUGUGCAAAAUCUUUCAGCUGUUGCUCUAAGCUUGUUGUACACCAGAGAACACACACUGGAGAAAAGCCCUAUGAAUGUACUCAGUGUGGGAAGUCUUUCAGCCAGAGCUACGACCUUGUUGUACACCAAAGAAUUCACACUGGAGAAAAGCCCUAUGAAUGUAACCAGUGUGGGAAAUCCUUCACCCAGAGUUCCAAACUUAUUAGGCAUCAACGAACUCACACUGGAGAAAAACCAUAUAAAUGUCACGAAUGUGAAAAAUCUUUCAGGUGGAACUCUAACCUUAUUGUACAUCAAAGAAUUCAUACUGGAGAGAAACCUUAUGAGUGUGCUCAUUGUGGAAAGUCCUUCAGUCAAAGCUCUGACUUUGUCGCACAUGAAAGGACUCACACUGGAGAGAGACCCUAUGAAUGUAACCAGUGUGGAAAAUCCUUCAUUCGAAGCACUCAGCUUGUUAGGCAUCUGCGGAUUCAUACUGGAGAGAAGCCGUAUAAAUGCAGUCAGUGUGACAAAGCCUUCACUGGGAGCUCUCACCUUAUUGAACAUCAGAGAACUCACACUGGAGAGAAACCGUUUGAAUGUAGUCAGUGUGGGAAAGGCUUCACUGGGAGCUCUUAUCUUCAUUCACAUCAGAGAAUUCAUUCUGGAGAGAAACCCUAUGAGUGUAACAACUGUGGGAAAGCUUUUCGGCAGCGAUCUCAGCUUGUCGUGCAUCAGCGAACACAUACUGGGGAGAAACCUUAUGAAUGCAGUCACUGUGGAAAAGCUUUCAGCCAGCGGUCUCCCUUCAUUGUGCAUCAGAGAACACACAUUGGAGAGAAGCCCUAUCAGUGUAACAUGUGUGUUAAAGCCUUCAGUCAGAGGUCACGCCUUAUUGAACAUCAGAGAACACAUACUGGAGAAAAGCCCUAUGAAUGCACUGACUGUGGAAAAGCCUUCAAUGAUCGAUCAACCCUUACAAAACAUAAGAGGACACACACUGGGGAAAAACCCUAUGAAUGUAAUUAUUGUGAAAAGGCCUUUAGCCAGCGGUGUCAACUUACUAGACAUCUGAGAAUCCAUACUGGAGAGAAACCUUAUGAGUGUGGUCAUUGUGGAAAGCCCUUCAGUCAAAGCUCUGACUUUGUCGCACAUGAAAGGACUCACACUGGAGAGAGACCCUAUGAAUGUAACCAGUGUGGAAAAUCCUUCAUUCGAAGCACUCAGCUUGUUAGGCAUCUGCGGAUUCAUACUGGAGAGAAGCCGUAUAAAUGCAGUCAGUGUGACAAAGCCUUCAAUGAGAGCUCUCACCUUAUUGAACAUCAGAGAACUCACACUGGAGAGAAACCGUUUGAAUGUAGUCAGUGUGGGGAAGGCUUCACUGGAAGCUCUCACCUUCUUUCUCAUCAGAGAAUUCAUUCUGGAGAGAAACCCUAUGAGUGUAACAACUGUGGGAAAGCUUUGCGGCAGCGAUCUCAGCUUGUCGUGCAUCAGCGAACGCAUACUGGAGAGAAACCUUAUGAAUGCAGUCACUGUGGAAAAGCUUUAAGCCAGCGGUCUCCCUUCAUUGUGCAUCAGAGAACACACAUUGGAGAGAAGCCCUAUCAGUGUAACAUGUGUGUUAAAGCCUUCAGUCAGAGGUCACGCCUUAUUGAACAUCAGAGAACACAUACUGGAGAAAAGCCCUAUGAAUGCACUGACUGUGGAAAAGCCUUCAAUGAUCGAUCAACCCUUACAAAACAUAAGAGGACACACACUGGGGAAAAACCCUAUGAAUGUAAUUAUUGUGAAAAGGCCUUUAGCCAGCGGUGUCAACUUACUAGACAUCUGAGAAUCCAUACUGGAGAGAAACCUUAUGAGUGUGCUCAUUGUGGAAAGUCCUUCAGUCAAAGCUCUGACUUUGUCGCACAUGAAAGGACUCACACUGGAGAGAGACCCUAUGAAUGUAACCAGUGUGGAAAAUCCUUCAUUCGAAGCACUCAGCUUGUUAGGCAUCUGCGGAUUCAUACUGGAGAGAAGCCGUAUAAAUGCAGUCAGUGUGACAAAGCCUUCAAUGAGAGCUCUCACCUUAUUGAACAUCAGAGAACUCACACUGGAGAGAAACCGUUUGAAUGUAGUCAGUGUGGGAAAGGCUUCACUGGAAGUUCUUACCUUCUUUCACAUCAGAGAAUUCAUUCUGGAGAGAAACCCUAUGAGUGUAACAACUGUGGGAAAGCUUUUCGGCAGCGAUCUCAGCUUGUCGUGCAUCAGCGAACACAUACUGGGGAGAAACCUUAUGAAUGCAGUCACUGUGGAAAAGCUUUCAGCCAGCGGUCUCCCUUCAUUGUGCAUCAGAGAACACACAUUGGAGAGAAGCCCUAUCAGUGUAACAUGUGUGUUAAAGCCUUCAGUCAGAGGUCACGCCUUAUUGAACAUCAGAGAACACAUACUGGAGAAAAGCCCUAUGAAUGCACUGACUGUGGAAAAGCCUUCAAUGAUCGAUCAACCCUUACAAAACAUAAGAGGACACACACUGGGGAAAAACCCUAUGAAUGUAAUUAUUGUGAAAAGGCCUUUAGCCAGCGGUGUCAACUUACUAGGCAUCAGAGAAUCCAUACUGGAGAGAAACCCUAUGAAUGUAAUGAGUGUGGGAAAGCUUUCACUUUUAGUACAUCCCUUAUUCAACAUGAGAAAACCCAUAGGAGAGAAACCCUGUGAAUAAUCAAGAUGGAAAAGCUUACUGCCAAACUUUCUUUACUAGACAUCAGAUGACCAAGGUAUGACACUUAGAGUGUGGUCUAAUGACUGCAUGCAUCAGAGUUGCUUGGAGUGUGUGUGUUGAAACUGCACAUUACCAAGCUUACCCUCAUCUUACUAAAUCAGAAUCUCUAGCAGUAAAGCCCAGUAGGCUGCAGUUUCCAAAAGCAGCACAGGUGAUUUGUAUGUAUACUAAAAUAGUCUGCAUUUAGGUGAGAUGCUUUGAAUAUGACCACUGAUGAAAAACAUUCAGUCAGAGCUCCCAACAGGAGUUAGAAAACUCAGAAUGGAUCUGUACCCACCAGAUAAUCUUUUUAGUGCAAACAGCCACCCAGACUCAAUCAGACGUUGUCUCUGUAACACAUUCCUGCAAGUGAUGGGGAACUGAAAGAUAUUCUUGACUAGAGCCCCAAACAUUCAACCUAAGAAGAAACCAUUGCAUGAGGAAGUUGGUGUUUAGAGAUGAAAUUUGAAGUCAGCCAUGUUUGAUAUAAACCAGCAAUUAAAAACGCAAAUUGGGGAAUUCCCUGGCAGUCUAGUGGUUAGGACUUGGUGCUUUCACUGCUGGGGCCCAGAUUUGAUCCCUAGUUAGGGAACUAAGAUCCUGCAAAGUGCAUGGUGCAGCAAGGAAAAAAAGAAAGGAAGGAAGGAAGAAAACACAAACUGAAGGAGGACUAAUGAUGGGACGUCUUCUAAAAUGAUUUUUAUUGAAAUUAAAAGUAGACUGAAUUUUCCAGGGGCUUCUGUCGUGCUCUAAAUUAACUUUGUUGCUCAGUUCAGUUGACUGUAAUCAAAAGAUGUCAAGUGAAGUGAAAACAGGACCCAAAAUAGUAUAUUCACAAAAUGUAACAACAUAUAAAAGCAUGUGCACAGAUAGUUGGUUAAGAAGGUCAGCUCGGCAGCGUGUUCAAAGAAAGGCUGAAGUGUAAACAAUGGUGAAGCAAUGGGAGAGGCCAUUACUGCAGGUUUGAGCAAGGUGAAAGCAGGUGAAAGAACAUCACCUGGAGGUGCAGAGUGGGAAAGAAGGAAGCCAGGAACUUGUAAAGAGGGGGUUGCAGCAGUGGAGGUCACAGCCCCAGUAGAGCUGUAGAUUGAUGAGUGGGACAGGAAAGUAGGGUUCAUUGAAGGUCUGUACAUGAAACUCCUACUUUGUUCCCCCUUCUCUUGCAUUAAGUAUCUGGCUCUGGGUAAGCAAAAAAUAUAGUAGAAAAUGAGUUAUGUGCUAAAAAAGAAGUCUGAGGGACUAGGGAAUCUGGUGUAUUAUGCACCAGAACAUGGGCUGCUUUAUUUUGGCAUUUCAGGGACCUUGAUCCUAACAGCUGGUUUCUACGCUUUUCAUCCCAAAGCAAAGUGUGCCAUGAAACCAGCAACACCCAUCUGUGGAGUUCCCUGUGCUUUCUGAGAGCUUCUUCAGUAUGGACAAGAGCCCAGGAGUGAAAGAUGGAGAAAGCCCACAACAUGAAAGAAAAAGUAUCUAAGAUAAAACAGAAAAAACAAUGCCAAAAAGAACAGAUGUUCAGGGGAACCAAAUAUUUUAAAUGUUUUAUUCUAGGAGUGAGUCAAGAAAUAAUUGCAGGGACUUUCUAGGUGGCGCAGUGGUUAAGACCCCACCUGCCAAUGCAGGGGACACAGCUUCAAUCCCUGCUCCAGGAAGAUCCCACAUGCCAAGGAGCAAUUGAGCCUGUGCUCUAGAGCCUGUGAGCCACAACUGUUGAGCCUGUGUGCUGCAACUACUGAAGUCCAUGCGCCUAGAGCCCGUGUUCCACAACAAGAGAGGCCACUGCAAUGAGGAGCCUGGGCACCGCAAUGAAGAGCAGCCCCUGCUCACUGCAACUAGAGAAAGCCCAUGUGCAGCGAUGAAGACCCAAUGCAGCCAAUUAAUUAAUUAAUUAAAAAAUAGUUGCAAAUGAAAAACAAACCCAAGAUGCUCUUUUGAAAAGAGUUAUGAGAAUGAGAAUAGACUUUAUGAUGUUAAGACUGUUGGGCCAAAAAGACAAGAAAAGACCAAAAGACAGAAAAGAAAGAGGGAAACUUCUCCAGAGCUGAAAGCUCUUCAGAUCAUGGAUAGAUCCACCCAGCAUGAGAAAUUGAGAAGACAAUUAAGACAUCACAGAAGCUUCUGGAAAGAAUUUUAAAACAAAGGAAUAUUUUUUAAGGAAAAGGAAUAUUUCUUCUAAUUAAAAAAAAAAGUUAAUCAGACUUCAAAGUAAACACAUUGAGGAAAAUGUACAGAUCGUACAAGACAAUUGUAGUCCAAAUGUGACGCAAACUUUAGAAAGGAGUAUUCAUUUGACCCUGAUGUUAAUAAUUUUUCCUGGAAGAGGCAAAGGACUCAGGAAGUUGGAAAAACAGAGGGGGAAAUAUAAUCCUAUUGUUUUGAUUGGCCCUUCAUUGAACAGAGUUUGCGUAGCUGUGAUAUAAGCAGUAGAUACUGUUUUGUUUUAAUUUUAGGAAGAAACCUAGAGCUAUGACAUAAGGCAUUUCUUAGUGGCAACAGAGCGAUGCACCAUUGUUCCCAGUCUUGCCACCAAUAGUAAUGGCACAGGCUGUGGCUGUUGCAAAGUAGAAGGGGGAAGCGAAGUAGAAUGGAGGGAGAGUCUCCCAUAUCCUCAUCUUUGGAAGCAGGCUUUUAACUGUAAUACAUUGGGUUACUUAGGAGACCAGAAUUUGAGCUCAAAAUGGUAAUGUGACAGAAGUUGGAAGCAAAUAGAGGAGCAGUGAUAUGAGUCAAAUCAAAAUUCCUUAGAGCAGGAAACCAGUAAAGUCUAUAGACCAUGAGAGAGCAGAAUUACAGAGGUAGUCUCAGGAAGAGUCAGGAGAGAAAUGGCUGAGAGUGGUUGAUAGGAUCUGUGGAUGUUGGAUAAGCUGGGGCAGGAGACGACUGCUUUCCAUUUUAAACUCUCCGUAGUGUUUCAUUCCCUGGUGGCACACUUCUUAUUUGGGUAACAAAUUUCAAAUGUGUUCCUAUAGG
Messenger RNA from Hippopotamus amphibius kiboko, 7778 nucleotides. RefSeq names its product neurotrophin receptor-interacting factor homolog. The transcript has 8 exons. Gene Ontology annotation, molecular function: RNA polymerase II cis-regulatory region sequence-specific DNA binding; DNA-binding transcription repressor activity, RNA polymerase II-specific. The coding region runs from base 206 to 4768 and encodes 1520 amino acids. Gene Ontology annotation, biological process: regulation of cytokine production; regulation of immune system process; negative regulation of transcription by RNA polymerase II. Gene Ontology annotation, cellular component: PcG protein complex; transcription regulator complex. NCBI's taxonomy places the organism in Eukaryota, Metazoa, Chordata, Mammalia, Artiodactyla, Hippopotamidae. The record is from RefSeq and is a predicted model, not a curated record.